UAACGCCGACCACAUGAGCUGCUCAUUUUCACAACAAACAAAAUGGCGGCUCACUUGAGAUGGGGGUUCAACCAGUUGAUACGGGCAAGAAAUAAGGCUUACAACAGGUUUCCAGACGUGACCAGGAGAGUUUAUCACUCAAAAAGCUCAAGCCAGAGCUCCAGAAAAGUUCCACCUCAGACUGGGACAAGGACCACACUCUUACCAAUUAGACAACUGUCCAUCCAGACUCAGGACACCCCAAACCCCAGAAGCUUGAAGUUUCUUCCCGGUAAACCUGUCCUAGGAAGUGGGACACUUGACUUUCCCUCUCCAAGCUCAGCUGAAUGUUCAUCUUUAGCCAGGGUCCUGUUUGAAAUUGAAGGUGUAAAAAGUGUGUUCUUUGGCCCGGACUUUAUCACAGUCACUAAAAUGGAUGAAGAUGUGGAAUGGACAGACAUCAAGCGCAAUGCUUUGGAUGCCAUUGCUAAGUUCUUUGAGAGCGGUGAACCAAUAACAACAGGGGCAGUUCACUAUGAGAGCAGUCACUGUGAGGAUGAUGAUGAUAUUGUGUCUAUAAUAAAGGAGCUUUUGGACACCAGAAUCAGACCUACAGUGCAGGAGGACGGAGGCGAUGUCAUCUUUAAAGGCUUUGAGGAUGGCACAGUCAAGCUGAAGCUGGUUGGUUCCUGCACAGGGUGUCCUAGCUCUGCAGUCACACUGAAGAACGGGAUUCAGAACAUGAUGCAGUUUUAUAUCCCAGAAGUAAACACAGUGGAACAGGUGGAAGAUGAAGUGGAUGAAAUCAACGCAAAGGUUUUCUCAGAGCUGGAGCGCAAACUUCAAAAAUGACAACUUCUCUGAACAACACUUUAAUGAACUAACAUACAGCCAACAUUAGAAUGAAGAGAGAAAUGUUGGUCCUGCUAUUUUACAUGCACAUACAUAUUGUUAAGAGUUCAAGCUGUAAUUUGUGUGCAAACUGUCCCUGUUAGACAGAAAAGAUGACGUACGCCUAUAUACGGUCAUUUCAUCAACUGAACACAGCUGCUCUGUGAUGGCUGUAAAUUAUUUGUUGUAUUUAUUUCUUAGAAAUAUUAUAUAUUUUGAAAUACUGUUAUGUUCCCAGAAAUUGAAGUGUGUUUGACAGAUAUGUUCAAGGCACAAUGAAGAUUUGAUAAGUUGUUGAAACGGAACGUAAUGAUGUUGUGAAGGCAUCAACUACUGCAUAAAUUAAAUACAUGUUUUUCAUCAAGCUGUAAUAGUUUAGCAUCUGGAAAUAUCGGUUUGUUAUUUAUAUGCUUUUUGCUGCACUCACACGACAUUGUAUUAAACAAAGAUCACUGUCUGAAAGAUAA
Solea senegalensis (Senegalese sole) is the source of this 1337-nucleotide messenger RNA. RefSeq lists its product as uncharacterized. The transcript has 8 exons. Gene Ontology annotation, cellular component: mitochondrion. Gene Ontology annotation, biological process: iron-sulfur cluster assembly. Bases 43 to 831 code for a protein of 262 amino acids. Gene Ontology annotation, molecular function: iron ion binding; iron-sulfur cluster binding. NCBI's taxonomy places the organism in Eukaryota, Metazoa, Chordata, Actinopteri, Pleuronectiformes, Soleidae. The record is from RefSeq and is a predicted model, not a curated record.